ACACCUGGUCUUUUCCUUAACCUCUCCCUCUCCUGCUCCACCUUCACUCCCCUCAGCUCAAACUCCCCUUACGGUUUUCAGCCUCGAAAAGCCAAUCUCCAUCUCUUUCUCUGACAUCUCAACGGUUUUCCCCCAUUCAAUAGGUCCAAUGGUCCAUCCACAGACGUGAAAGCAUAUAGGCGAAACGAGAAUUGAGGAACAAGAAUCAUGCUAUUUCCUAUCAUAAGCACUUGGAUGUCCAUAGAAGGACACAGGAGGCUAUUUCAAGUGAUCCCAGAUCCAAUGCAGGAAUUGUGGGACAAAUGGGAGUUGCGAGGACUAAUUUUGCUUAGUCUUGUGUCACAAAUCAUAUUGACACUAUUGGGAAACCGUACAAAUUACAAGCCCAAUAUUUGUACAAGAGCACUUGUGUGGUCUGCAUACUUGUUAGCUGACUGGGUUGCAGCUCUUGCUAUGGGUGUCAUCUCUAGCAAUCUUGGAGACUAUUACAAUGUGACUUGUCAAAAAAAGAAGGUUAAUCCUCAACUAAUUGCAUUUUGGGCUCCUUUUUUUCUAAUGCAUCUUGGUGGCCCUGACACAAUCACAGCAUAUGCUUUAGAAGACAAUGAACUUUGGCUUAGGCACUUGGUUGGUUUGGUUAGUCAAACAAUUUUGACUAUCUACAUUAUUCUUAUGUCAUGGAAAGGCAAUUGGCUUUCACAUCUCAGCAUUUUGAUGCUUGUUGUUGGGUUUAUCAAGUACGCGGAAAGGACUUGGUCUCUAUAUAGUGGCAGUAUCAAACACCUUAGGGAUUCUUUUCUUCGUUCAAAUGGGAAUCCUUGGAAUAAAGAACAAUGGCAUGAUCAAUAUCAAAGGAAUUUUCUUCGCUUCAUUUAUAUUUUUGUAAGCCUUUUUGCGGAUUUGGUAUUGAGCCCGCGAGACAUUGAUCAUGAUAGAGAAGAAUUUCUAAAUAACAUAGGCUGGGAACAUGCUUUUAACAAAGUGGAUUUUGAGCUUAAAUUGAUGUACGAUGUGUUCUACACCAAAGCAUUUGCAAAUUACGGCUUCUUGGGAUUGAUGUCACGUUUAAUCACUUUAACUGGCACUUUAAUUGUGCUUGUGUUGUAUGCCAAAUUAAGUCAAAACAAUGAGUACUUAGUUAUGGAUCACAUCAUCACAUUCUUGUUGCUGGCUGGAGCAUUAAUAUCAGAAAUAUAUGCAUUCAUAUUGUCCAUUGCCUCCAAAUGGAGAAGGUACUAUUUCUCAGUUUCAGGUCUUGAAGACAGUCUUUAUAUGUACGAAUACAAUGUGGAGCGUGAUUCAUCGUCUUUCUUUGGGAAGAAAGCUCCAAUUUCUUUUGGGCAGUCUAACUUCUUCACUUUUAUUUGCAGCCAAAAUUGGAACACGAUGGAUAAUUUCGUUCCAAUAAACAAGUUAGAAAAGCUCCUACAUGUUAGUCACUGCUCAAUCUCUUCAGAUUUGAAGAAAAAAAUCUUCAGUAGCUUGUACCUCAAAUCCGAACGAAGCAUGCAGUCAAAUUUUUCAGACAACCCUGGAUCUGGGAAUUGUUCAAAGGGGAAAAAUAUGUCAAUUUUGCUAAGUGAAUUUGAAUUUCACAGAACCAUCAUUACCUGGCACAUUGUUACAAAUCUAUUUUAUUACCAAAAAGAUGGCGACUCAAGUGUUCAUUCAAGGAAUAGCAAACAAAUAUCUGAUUAUAUGUUUUACCUCUUGGUUAAGCAACGUUAUAUGCUUCCAGUGGGGUCAGGGUUGAUCACCAUUCGUGAUGCGAUUAUCCAAACCGUGAAGUAUUUUCCUUUUGUUCCACAAGAACAUGAAUUAGCUGAAGUUUGCGAUGUAUUGCUUCAACAAGGUAAACCUACAGCAACAAUUGAUGAACCCUUAGAAGUGCAAAGUAUAUUAUCUAUUCUCUUUCUUCCUGAAACAAAAGACGGUGAAUCCGCAAAGGAGCAAAGUGCAUCUGUUCUCUUUCAAGCUUGUGAGAUUGCAAAAAAGCUUGGUGUAGGAAAUAGAGAGAAAAUGUGGCAGUUAAUUGAAGAAUUGUGGGUUGAGAUUUUGAGCUAUGCUGGUGCUCAUGGUAGAGUAGACAUGCAUGCGCAGCAACUUCGAAGAGGCCUCGAAUUGAUCUCUCAUGUUUGGCUUCUUCAAGCUCACUUUGGUUUGUUGGAUCAAUUUCGAAUAACACCACUUAAGGCAAAUGCGUAGAUGCUGGUCCCCAUGUAAGGAGACUUAUCUAUAUCUAUAUAUAUAAUUUUGUCAACAAGCCUAUGUAUGAUUACAAAAUAAAAAUUAUAAUUUUUAACUAAAAAAUUAUGGUUUUUUCAUUAAUUCACAUUAACUUACAACUGAUAUAUAUGUAAUUUUUUCUAUAAUUAUAAUGUCUAACAUCCUUUGGUAGUUAGAAAAUU
This is a messenger RNA of Abrus precatorius (Indian licorice), 2408 nucleotides long. RefSeq lists its product as uncharacterized. The record is from RefSeq and is a predicted model, not a curated record. The transcript is spliced from 3 exons. Bases 208 to 2205 code for a protein of 665 amino acids. Lineage: Eukaryota; Viridiplantae; Streptophyta; Magnoliopsida; Fabales; Fabaceae.